AUGACUUUACGACCACACAAUACACGACUCUUCACAAAAGGUUCGAAUUGUGAUGCACAGCUCGGAUUGAAUGAUGAUGUGAAACGAGUAACUGAAUUUACAGAAGUGACUCAACUCUACGGUAUGAGCGAAGAAGAGAGUCGAAAAACAUUGGCUUUGAUUGACAAGGUUGCAGUUGGACGAUCGAGUUUGGUAUUCUCAACUACCAAUAAUAGAAUUUUCGUCUGUGGUAUGAAUAGUUACAAUCAAAUUGGCUUGGAAAAUGAAACUCCCAAAUAUUUGUUUCGACCCAUUGAGGAUUUGUUUAAAAAAGAAUUGCAAACUGCCAAAAAGAAGGAAUGGAAAUUUGUAGAAGAAAUGCUUGCAAAGGUAGAGGCAAGUGAAAAAACGAGAUCCUUUAUCCUCGACAAGUUCAAUAAGAAAUUCGACAAGAUUCAUUCCAUUGACAAAUUAGGAUGUGGUUGGUUCCAUACCGUCAUUGUCCUUAAUAAUAAUUUGGUGUUUGGAAGUGGUCACUCGUAUUUCAAUCAAUUGUUUGGAAAUGGCUUCUCUACAUCGUUUCAAUACCUGAAUAAUGAAAAAUUCAAUCCUUUGCAAUUAACAGAGUCCAUGUUACAGAAUAUUGAAAAUGGCAACUUCAAUGUGGAUCCCUUUAACAUUAACAAAGUGACUCAUUUAGAUUGUGGUACUUUCUCCACGUCAAUUGUGAUAAAUAAUUGCCAACUCUAUUCUUGUGGUGAAGUGGUUGGACCAACAGUGACGGAGAACACUUAUCUGAUGGAAAUUAGUAAGGAAUUUAACGAAGAGUGCCAAAUUAGGAACGUCUUUCAUACAGAUUCUGGUAUUGCUAUUUACACGAGUGGACAUAUGUGCAGUGAUUUGUACUAUUUUCAAGCUGAAUCUCCACAUAUACUCAAAAAGUGGUCUCAAACAGAUGAAUCACUUAAUUUUAACAUUUCAAAAUGUUCGCAUCCCUUUAAAUUAUAUUCUGCAUAUUACCAUGUGUUCUUGGUUUCUGAGGAUAAAUACAUCUACACAGAUAACAGCUUCUCUAACUCAAUAGAUGAGGAUUAUGAUGAGACAACCGAUUCAAUAACAAUGAGUGGCCUUAUUGUUCCAUCCACAAAAAUUUCUGAUAAGGGAAAUGGGUUACUAGCCAAAUACUUGCUUCACGAGCAAUACAAAGUUGCAGAUAUAGGCUCUGGAAGUGAUGUGUCGUUCGUGUUAAUAAGCUGGAACAGUAGUCGAGAACAGGAGGAAACCAAGUCUCGAAUGCUAAAGCAAACGAAAAAGAGUGGUCAAAGAGCAUUUUCUGACAUUGUGCUGAAAGCUAUCGACCACAUGUAUUAUAAUUGA
Naegleria fowleri is the source of this 1356-nucleotide messenger RNA. RefSeq lists its product as uncharacterized. The transcript is spliced from 5 exons. NCBI's taxonomy places the organism in Eukaryota, Heterolobosea, Eutetramitea, Acrasida, Naegleriidae. The record is from RefSeq and is a predicted model, not a curated record. Bases 1 to 1356 code for a protein of 451 amino acids.